Messenger RNA from Solenopsis invicta (red fire ant), 4086 nucleotides. RefSeq names its product UPF0518 protein CPIJ015043. The transcript is spliced from 13 exons. The record is from RefSeq and is a predicted model, not a curated record. Lineage: Eukaryota; Metazoa; Arthropoda; Insecta; Hymenoptera; Formicidae. The coding region runs from base 588 to 3680 and encodes 1030 amino acids.
GAGCGACUCCGAGCAGCUUCUGAGAGACAAAACGAACAAUACUUCUGAACGCAGCCCUGAAUACACUCACUGUCUCACUUUUUCUCCUUCUUUUUCUCUCAUUCUAAAGUACGUCCGAAUGUACGUUUAUUUUGAUAAUUGUAGAAGCGUGAGAGGUCGACAAGAUAAGCUGAAUUUAAAUACGCAGUGAAAAAUAAACGUGCAACGAUAAUACAAAAUGAUACAUAUAAAUUUGAAAAAUUCGUUAAAUAUAAAAAGGUGUAAAUUGAUUUCCAAAAUUGACAGAUGAUACGACGCGAUCCAAAAAGGAAUAGCUAACGUUAUCUCCUGCGAUAAAAUAUUUCCACAGGUACAAAUAUCUGAUUCGACACACGUACCAGUGAACCUUGGAUUUCCUAAUGAACAUAUGACUCAUGUUAUUACGCUGUUUUUAUUACAUCGUUUUAACGCAUCAAAUGAAACAUCUGACCUCGAUUGAAUUCGAAUGCGCACUUUGCCCAGAACGCGAAAUAGUGAGGUGAUUCUUAUACGAACGUGACGAUCUCGAUGUUUCUACGUUAUUGUGAAAGACAUAUUGUGAAGAGAUAAUGAGCUGGUUACGAAGUAGCCCACUGCGAACAAGCUUCAGUAAGCAGCGAUCGAGAGAUUCGCCACCGAAAGAUGCUGAUCCAUCCGCAUGCUACGAUAGUUUCUGCAAACAUUCACAACAGAUUUAUGAAAUCAUUCUGGAUUCUUUAGGUGGCGUGAGUUCGGCGGGCGAGGACGCGGGUGAGGUCACCAAGAGAACUAGACGUGGAUGGUUGCCUCCUAAAGGUAUACCUAGUCAAGAUGAUGUGCUUGGAGUAGUUAAUCACAUUGAUCAAAUGGUGACAUUACUGAUACUGGAGCUGCGGGAUAUAAAUUUGCAUGAUCAUUAUCAACAUGGUAAUACCGCAACGCAUUCUCCCUGUUUAGAGUAUUUAUUAAGUGAAAAUCUACUUGUUAAGUUGUACGAUUGGAGCAUACAUACAGGAAGAUUCAAUAAUGCUGUAAGAUUGGAACAAAUAAAACUUUACGAAUUAUUGAUUUCACAUAGUGGUACUCUUCUUGCACACGAGCCAGUCACGAGGCCACUUUUGCGAUUGUUAGAAGAUUGUACAAACGAUGUUUUGCCGUUAGAAGUAGAAAAGAAAUUAGUAGUACUGUUGAAUCAGUUGUGUGUUGCUUUAAUGCAAAAUAUGGCAUUACUCGAUUUGUUUUUUCAUCCAACUGCACCUGCAAAGAACAAAUUUAUUAUAUUUAAUCUAUUAAUACCUCAUGUUCAUCGAGAGGGUGGUGUCGGUCAACAGGCACGUGACGCUAUGUUAUUGUGUAUGUCACUUUCGAAAAAAAAUGAUGAUGUUGGAUUAUAUAUUGCUGAGCAUUCCAAUAUAUGUCCUGUACUAGCUACAGGACUGAGUGGCCUUUAUUCUUUGCUUCCAAGAAAACUCGACAUUGAAACAGACGAUUGGCAUCAAUUGACACCAGACGAUGUAAAUGAUUUACCUGCGCUUACACAGCUCAUGAAUUCUUUAGAAUUCUGUAACGCGGUCGCUCAGGUGUCGCAUCCGAUAGUACAGAAGCAGUUACUUGAAUUUUUGUAUCAAGGUUUUCUGAUUCCUGUCAUAGGUCCGGCAUUGUUACAGGAUUCUCUUGGCUUGACUAUAGAACAGCUAGAUGCACAACAAUAUUGGAUGACAGUGGAAGAAUUGCUGACGGCCACAGCUUAUUUUGAUUUGUUUCUUCGAUCUGUAACUGAUCCUGGUUUGUUACGAUUGCUUGUUAGAUUUCUAUUAGAAGAUAAUUAUGAUGAUUGUAGAAUACUAGAUAGCUUAAUACAAAGGAUUUCUUCUCGAUCCAGGUUGUGCAUAGUUACUCUGGCAUUAUUCGAAACUCUGGUCAAUUUAAACUGCGAGGAUGUUAUGUUGGAAUUGUGUUUGGGCGCAUUAAAUCCGUGUUCGCACGUAAUGUUGUCUCAACGUAGUCGACUGAGAGAUAUAGAUCCUUUUGGACGUGCAGCAGAGAAAUUUUUAUCCCUGACACCAAGUUGUUGUGCUGUAUUCAUGUCACUAGACUCGCAAACAAAUUCUUUACCCAGCACUGCAUCGUCUACGUGCGAUAGACACGGAUGUAUUACGUCCGAUUUUGUAAAAUCGCUACCGGCCUCGAUAAACUAUGGCACUAGAUUAUCAGAUAGCUUAUACGGAAAUUAUCACGCAUAUCUUUGCGAUGCCAGACAAAAGAUCAAAGCCUGCCGUAUUGCGUGCUCCAAUUGGUCUUGCCAGUAUGAUGGUAAUUUACGUCGAAAUAGCAAUAUUAGUACCAUGACUAUGUUGAUAAACGAAAAUAUUGUAUCCGCUCAAUUGCAAAAAAAAGCAGAAGAAUCUAGAACAUUGGAAAUGUUUAAGAAUGUAAUGAAAUCAUGUGAAAAUGAUGACAAUACACCGCUGGACAAUGUACUAUUUAAUAUUCAAUCUUUGUUAGAGGGCAAAGAUUUAAAGAGCAAUGAACAUAAUGUAAAAAAUGAAUUGAACACCGACAUUACACUGUCUCUCGAUGAACAGGCACAAUUGGAUGCCGACAUCGCGGAGUUGUUAAACGAAAGUAUCGGAGUGACAGAACUAGAUACGCAAGAAACUUGUUUAGACAAAAAGGAAUCCGAUAAAUACAUGGAUGAUUCGACCACGGCUAUGAAUUCGCUUAUGUCUCAAGGUGAGAGCAGCGGCUACGAGAGCUUCGCUUUUAAAAGUUCGCCAGAAUCAACGCCGGAUAACGAGAUUAGCGAGGAUCGAAUGAGUGAAGAACACAAAGAAAUGCACAUUGUAAUUAAAAAAGAAAUCGACGAUAUUUCUGUUACGGAAUCAAAUCUUCCGAUAAUUGAAAUGGUGGAAACGUCGUUGAGUAAAUCGAAUAAGGAUACUUUAUAUCGACAAGAUGUAUUCAACGGACAGCCAAAUGUCGGCAUAUUUUUAGAUGUGGUUUUACGGAAAUUGGACUGUAUGACGAGUAAUAACUUGUAUGUCAAUUUGCGUCUCACGGGCCUCAUUAGUAGAUUGGCAAUGUACCCGCAGCCUUUGUUGCAGUCAUUUCUGUUGAAUCAUUCUCUCGUAUUUCAACCUAGCAUCAGAUCUUUGUUUCAGGUGCUCGCGUCAUUGAAGCACAAGAUUGACCAAUUUCUAUCGAAACAUAACAAUGUAGAUUUCUUGGUUGAACAAGCAAAAUUAUUUCUGAUUGGUCGAGAAAACAAAUUAAUAAAUGCAAGAAGAAAUGUAAUAGAAGCUACUGCUCAAUCAUCGUCUAAUAAAAGGCAUUCUUUGACCAAUGAAUCAUUUUCAAGAGUAUUUAAAAGAUGGGAGCCAAAGAGAAGAAGUUUAACGUCAUCAUUUACACAAAUGUUCAAACGAUCGAGUGGUAAUUUUGGUUCAAGUUCGACCAAUUCUAUCAAUCAGCCGUCCAGUAUAUCAGAAGAUCAGCUACAACUAGUCGGAUCUGGAUAUAGAUAUACGAAAGCUUCAUGGGAAUCGCCAAACGAAGUGACCCCAGUGCAAAAUGUUGUAUUGUGUGCUGUCAUAUUAGAUGAAUGGCUUAAAGAGUUGGCGGCAAUCACUCAGGAGCAUGCUAUUAUGUCUCUUACUGAUGAUAAUAAAUUUAAAUCAUCUUAAUAUGAACGUGAAUAUAAAACUUAAAAGAGAACAUUUGAAAGUAUCUUCUUCCGAAACUUUGUAAGAUCUCAAAAUUUUCGAAAUUUUCAAAACUUAAAACUUUUGAAACACUUGAAAUAUUAAUUUAAAAAAGAAAAUAAUCUGUAUAAAAAAUUUAUAAGAUAAUAAAUAAAAAUUCAUAAGAUAAUAAAUAAAAAUUCAUAAGAUAAUAAAUAAAAAUAAUUUUUUAAUUAAAAUGUUGAUAAUAUUGUUUUUUGCCAAUAAAAAUAAUUAUAUUUAUCUGUUUUAAAUGUUGAAAGAUUGAUUUUGUUUUAGUGAAAAAUAUAAUUAUACAUAAGCUUUGUGUACAAUUAUCAAAAGCAGUAUUUUUUGUUAGGAAAUAAAAACGCAAUAUUUUUUUAGAAAA